CGCGGGCCGCUGGAGCUCUCCGGGUUGUGUGGUCUUCCCCCUCCACUCCCACUACGGGUCGCGACUGGGGGCGGCCCGGGAGCGGGGACGCGGCCUCCCCCUCCCACCCCUCCCCUUCCUCCAGCGCUUCGAUCCAAGAUGGCGGCGCUGAGCAGCGGCAGCAGCUCCGAGGGGGCCUCGCUCUUCAACGGGGACAUGGAGCCUGAGCCGCCGCCCGGAGCUGGGGCCUCGGUCCCGGGAGGCGGCGGCGAGCCGGCCAUCCCCGAGGAGGUAUGGAAUAUCAAACAGAUGAUUAAAUUAACACAAGAACACAUAGAGGCGCUGCUUGACAAGUUUGGAGGAGAGCAUAACCCACCAUCAAUAUACUUGGAGGUUCCAGCAAGAUGUGGGGUGACAGUCCGGGACAGUCUAAAGAAAGCUCUGAUGAUGAGGGGUCUUAUCCCAGAAUGCUGUGCUGUUUACAGAAUACAAGAUGGAGAGAAGAAGCCCAUUGGCUGGGACACUGACAUUUCCUGGCUCACAGGAGAGGAGUUGCACGUGGAAGUCUUGGAGAAUGUGCCGCUUACCACACACAAUUUUGUACGAAAGACAUUCUUCACUUUAGCAUUCUGUGACUUUUGUCGAAAGCUGCUUUUCCAGGGAUUCCGAUGCCAGACUUGUGGUUAUAAAUUUCACCAGCGCUGUAGUACAGAGGUGCCACUGAUGUGUGUUAAUUAUGACCAACUUGAUUUGCUGUUUGUCUCCAAGUUUUUUGAACACCACCCAAUAUCGCAGGAGGAGGCCUCCUUAGGAGAGACCACCCAAGCAUCUGGAUCGUACUCCUCAGUGCCCCCAUCAGAUCCUAUUGGACCACCAAUUCUCCCUAGUCCUUCUCCUUCAAAAUCCAUUCCAAUCCCACAGCCCUUCCGACCAGCAGAUGAAGACCAUCGGAAUCAAUUUGGGCAACGAGACCGCUCGUCUUCGGCACCCAAUGUGCACAUCAAUACAAUAGAGCCUGUCAAUAUUGAUGACUUGAUUAGAGACCAGGGGUUACGAGGAGAGGGAGGUUCAACCACGGGUUUGUCUGCCACCCCACCUGCCUCCUUGCCUGGGUCCCUUACCAGUGUGAAAGCUUUACAGAAGUCCCCUGGACCACAACGAGAGAGGAAGUCAUCCUCAUCCUCAGAAGACAGGAAUAGAAUGAAAACCCUUGGUCGACGGGACUCAAGUGAUGAUUGGGAGAUACCAGAUGGGCAGAUUACAGUCGGACAAAGGAUAGGAUCUGGAUCAUUUGGAACAGUCUACAAGGGAAAGUGGCAUGGUGAUGUGGCAGUGAAAAUGUUGAAUGUUACAGCACCCACCCCUCAGCAAUUACAGGCCUUCAAGAAUGAAGUAGGAGUGCUCAGGAAAACACGACAUGUGAAUAUUCUACUUUUCAUGGGUUAUUCAACAAAGCCUCAGUUGGCUAUUGUUACACAGUGGUGCGAGGGCUCCAGUUUGUAUCACCACUUGCAUAUCAUUGAGACCAAAUUUGAGAUGAUCAAACUCAUUGAUAUUGCACGACAGACUGCACAAGGCAUGGAUUACUUGCAUGCCAAGUCAAUCAUCCACAGAGACCUCAAGAGUAAUAAUAUAUUUCUUCAUGAAGAUCUUACUGUAAAAAUAGGUGAUUUUGGUCUAGCCACAGUGAAAUCACGAUGGAGUGGGUCCCAUCAGUUUGAACAAUUGUCUGGGUCCAUUCUAUGGAUGGCACCAGAAGUAAUCAGGAUGCAAGAUAAAAACCCUUAUAGCUUUCAAUCAGAUGUAUAUGCAUUUGGGAUUGUUCUUUAUGAGCUGAUGACUGGGCAGUUACCAUACUCGAACAUCAACAACAGGGACCAGAUCAUUUUUAUGGUGGGACGAGGAUACCUGUCUCCAGAUCUCAGUAAAGUGCGUAGUAACUGUCCAAAAGCCAUGAAGAGGCUAAUGGCAGAGUGCUUGAAGAAGAAAAGAGAUGAGCGACCCCUCUUUCCACAGAUUCUUGCCUCCAUUGAGCUUCUGGCUCGGUCAUUGCCAAAAAUUCACCGCAGUGCAUCUGAGCCCUCAUUAAACCGGGCUGGCUUCCAGACGGAGGAUUUUAGUCUGUAUACUUGUGCUUCUCCAAAAACACCCAUCCAGGCAGGGGGAUACGGAGAAUUUGCAGCGUUCAAGUAGCCACAGCGCCAUGGCAGCACCUACUCUAUUAUUUAAGUCUUGUGUUCCUACAGUUUCUUAACGUCAAAAAUCUGUUCUGCUCCUCAAAACCUAAAGCAAUUUAGGAAAAGAUAUCCGUAAGCUUAGAGUGGAGCAGAAAGGAACUGCUGGUCCAACACAAGGGGGGGUAAUAAUCUUUUUAGGAACCAGAAUUCUCUGCUGCCAGUGUUUCUCCUUCAACACAAAACACCACGUGUAUUCAGAGACCCGCAGUGGCUGCCUGUACCGUUGUCAUCAUUCCCAGGAGAGAGGAGAGGGCACGCGUGUUUUGACUUUGGUGCUCAGGCAUAAGGGGAUGGAACUGCUGCAGCAACUUAGGAGACUUGCUUUGGAUGUCUGCCAGUUGGCUUUCUCCCUCUAACAACGAAUCAUCAGAGGCUGAACAUCUGAUGAGAGUGCUAAUCAAACGAAUCAUCUUCUGUUCUGAUUUAUUUUUUUCCUGGCAUGCUUACUGAUUUAUGGGUCAAAAUGCAGUAUCCCCUUUUCAUUUAAAUGCAAAUAUCAAACAUUUCAAUCGAUCUAUGUCAUUGACUUUUAUCCCAGUCAAAUUUGAUACUUUGAGGGGUGGGAGGUGGCUUCAGGAGAAGUUAAUCUGGAGGAAAAGGGAAUGCUGCACCAUUUUUCAAAUUUACUUUUCACUUAUCCAAAAACUACCCUUUUCUUGUUUCUAAUACUUUCUGGUGUGCUCAGACAGGGCAUCUUUCAGAAGGGUUGGGAAGCUCCUCUCGUUGGUCCAGCAACAAACUAAAGUUAAAAACAAAAAAUGUAGCAAGUUCUCAAAAUAUUUUUUGUAUCAUCUAAUUCAGUGUAUUUUUCAGAAAUGCGAUAAUGGCAUGUGCAGUAUUUAAAACUGCUAAUACAGACUAUGGAAUGGUGUAUGUACCUAUUUUAAAAGUUUUAUUUUAAAUGAGGGUGCAGGUGAAUGCCAGGUACCUUACCAAUGUAUAAGGUUUUCAUAAACAGGAAAAAAUAGUUCUCAGGUUGAAUUGGAAAAAAAAAAAUACAAAAAUCCCCCCCUCCCCUGAAUUAGACAUUCUGCAAAUUGUGUUUUGGUACUUACAGAUUAAAGGGUUUUUAUCCUGUUAACUCAGUGUUCUCUGAUAAGUGUGUGUGUAAAUGUGGAGCAUCUUGUCCCAAUGGCAAGGUGUUAGAUUUAAAAAACAAUCAACUACUACAAAAAACGGUACUUGCUGGAUCCACGCUGACCUUUUCUCCUCUCAUCGGUUCUCUCUGUUUGACUCUUAUUCCCAUCCCUCCAUUUUUCCCUUUUCCACAGUUUGCAAACUAGGAUAAAGGUGGCAGUAUCCACAUUAGUUUCCCUUGUUGCCCUGUCCUCCAAGCCCAGUUCUCAAAUGGUUAGUAGCUUUGUGACAAGCUAUCAAGUCAGAAGACAAAUUCAUAAAGUUCAGCACAGUGUUUACCUCUAGUAGAAUAUCUUGUGAUGUGAUCUGUUUGCAGAAUUCUCCGAUAUGUGGUAUUAAACAUAAAUUAUCUGUACAGAGGCAAGUCAGACCAUAGUAGAAAGAACUUCAAGCUCACACGGAAGUCUUCAGAGUUCAAUUAAUAUCUGCCCUAUCCCACUCUACAUGAGGCAGAAGAAUUGAUGCCACUAAUUGGCAGCACUGUUCUUAGGUGAAUAAAAUCAUGUGACUCAUGUAAAGGAGUUAAAUGUGUACAGACGCACGUGGCGUUGGCUGAACACAUUGUUUCUGCCUCACUAGGUGAGUGGGGACCUUUACUGUGUACAGAAGGGUGCCCUUGGAGAUAUAGGUAGCCUGUUAUGUUUUGUUAAUUAUUAUUUACUGUGGUUAAGGGGUCCUGAUUAAUUUGAAGGGAGAAAUAUAAUUGAAAUACUGUGUAUUCAUGUUAAUUCCACAAACAGCAGCCAGACAGCAAUAGAGAGUGACAUGAAGUUACUACAAGGAUGAAGCAAUUCAUGUUGCUACAUGAAUAGAAUUGAUUUUAUGUACAGGAUGCAUUUUAACAAACAAGCACAACUUUUUUCUUCUCUGCUGUGGGUCUUCAGAUACUAUUAGGUUUUUUCCUUCCUGAAAUAGGCAGGAAUUAAAAUAAUCAGUAGCAGUGUCUACUGUACUUUCCAGUGUGGAGAAGCAAACAAAGUGAGCAGUAGUGCACCGUCAGAUGAAAUCACCAUGCACCAUGGUAGUGUAAUGGCAGUAUACAAUGCUAUCUGAGGCAGGUGACAGACCAAGGCGGAAAAAGCAAGGAACCAAGUUGUCAGCAACAGUUGAGAAUUUUUACCAAUAUUAACUCCAAGAGAGUGAAGUCAUUACUGUAUCAAUGCUUUUCCCUCAACCUUUUUUUUUUUUUUUUUUUUUUUUUUUGGCCUGUGAUGUAGCUUGUAAAUGUAGGGCACACUGAAAAUUACAUAUGCUCCUAAAGAAAGGUAUAGUCUAAAUAUGUAUUGCUACGUUAAGAAUUAUCAUUUCAACAUAGUGGAUAAAAAUCCUAGUUUCUUUCUGUAUUUUCUUGCUGGCAGAGAAGUAUUUGUUAAAAUAAAACAGUAAGGAAUGAUUUUUUUUUAUCCUUGUUUUAAAUGAAUUUAUUUUGUCAUCCUUCAUUACCUGUUAGUCUACAAUAUGCUUCUUGAGCCCACAGGAAAAGCACAAGGAAAAUGGCUAUCCUUGUCCAUGCAAAGCACUUUAUAAGUAACACAUGGUCUUUGAUUUCCCCCACCCCCAAAAACCAUGUAUGUUGUUUGACUGUUGUUUAGUUAAGUCUUUCAGGUUUCAUUUCUAUUACCUUCCAAGGUUUUUUCUCUUAAAGUAGCUGUAAUGCUUUAUGUUUUUGUCCAGCUUUCUAUCUGUAUAAAGACCACCUUAAUCCUCAUGCAAAACUUCGGGAAAAUUUGGUUUGUAAAUAAUUGUUAUUCUUCAUUUCUUUUCCUUCAGAAAUUACUAAGGACGUUUUGCAUGAAAAUAGGAUCAAUUUUAAAGGUGUCUUGUGGGUGUUUGGUAAACAGUGAGACAGUUGCAGGGACAUGUAUUGAAAGCCCCAGAUAGCAAGGGGAUGAAGAAAACAAUGAACUCUUUUAAAAACAGUAAAUA
Molecule: messenger RNA, 5279 nt
Organism: Gopherus flavomarginatus (Mexican gopher tortoise)
Lineage: Eukaryota; Metazoa; Chordata; Testudines; Testudinidae
Gene: BRAF
Product: B-Raf proto-oncogene, serine/threonine kinase
Exons: 18
Coding region: 139-2172 (677 amino acids)
Biological process (GO): protein phosphorylation; signal transduction
Cellular component (GO): plasma membrane; cytosol; mitochondrion
Molecular function (GO): ATP binding; protein kinase activity
Source: RefSeq, a predicted model, not a curated record